UGUUCUCACACAUGCGCAGUGCAGCAGUAUUGGCCGUGUUGAUAUGUCUGCUGCUGGGCUUUAAUGAAUUUUUCUGCGGGUUCUGGAGCUUCAGACCACCGACCGUCCGGCACAACCCGCUUCAUGGAGAACCCCAGAGACCUGGUGGAGCGUCCCUCCAGGAAGCGGCGGGACUCCUUCGGGAUGCUGGAUGGCCUGGAUGAGGACCGCAGCAGCUGCAGCACCGAGUCCAGCGGCGGCAGCGGAGCGUCCAGCCCUGAGGACAGCGAGGACGAAGACUUAGGAGGAGUAACGCAACUGACUCCGUCCUCCUCGUCCUCCCUGACGCUCAUCAAGACCAACGGACAGGUGUACACCUAUCCUGACGGCAAGGCCGGCAUGGCCACCUGUGAGAUGUGCGGGAUGGUCGGCGUCAGAGAUGCUUUCUACAGUAAAACCAAACGUUUCUGCAGCGUUUCCUGCUCCAGAAGUUACUCCUCCAACUCCAAGAAGGCCAGUAUCCUCGCCAGGCUGCAGGGGAAGCCUCCCACCAAGAAGGCCAAGGUUCUCCAGAAGCAGCCUCUGAUGACCAAACUGGCCGCCUACGCUCAGCAUCAAGCCAGCCAGCAGGGCGGCGUCAAAAAGAGCGUAUCUGUGGAGGUGUUCGACUGGGGCCGUUAUCUUGGAGGUGGAGACGUGACGGGAGCUCCAGUCAGCUGCUUCAAACAUGUGCCAAUGGGGAAGUCGUGGGGCGACAUCGGGGAAGGAGUCCGAGUUGAGGUUCCAAACACUGACAGUGGUCUGCCGAUGAAAGUUUACUGGAUUGCUGGGAUCAUCAAACUGGCUGGCUUUAAGGCAUUGCUUCGCUACGAGGGCUUCGACAGCGAUUCCACCAGAGACUUCUGGUUGAACCUGUGUGUUCCUGACAUCCAUCCAGUCGGCUGGUGUGCAGCUGGUGGGAAACCUCUGGUCCCCCCUCAGACCAUCCUUCACAGGUUCACCAACUGGAAAACUUUCCUGAUUAAAAGACUGACGGGAUCCAAAACUCUGCCGCCGGACUUUUCCACCAAGGUGCAGGAGAGCAUGCAGUUCCCCUUCAAGAAGCAGAUGAGGGUGGAGGUGGUGGACAAGACUCACCUGUGUCGGACCAGAGUGGCUCUGGUUGAACAGGUGAUCGGCGGUCGCUUGCGGCUCGUAUACGAGGAAUGCGACGACGGAACAGACGACUUCUGGUGUCACAUGUACAGUCCUCUGAUCCACAGCAUCGGCUGGUCUCGAUCCAUCGGACACCGAUUCAAACGCUCCGAUGUGUCAAAGAAGCUGAGCGGUCAGAUGGAUGCACCUGGACAGCUGUUCGCUAAGGUAAAGGAGGUGGACCAGAGCGGCUCCUGGUUUGAAGACGGGAUGAAGCUGGAGGCCAUCGACCCUCUGAACCUGUCAGCCAUCUGCGUGGCCACAGUCAGGAAGGUGCUGGCAGACGGAUACCUGAUGAUCGGCAUCGACGGAUCGGAGGCAGCAGACGGUUCCGACUGGUUCUGCUAUCACUCCACCUCCCCCUCCAUCUUCCCUGCCGGUUUCUGUGAGAUUAAUAACAUCGAGCUGACGCCCCCUAGAGGUUACACCAACCUUCCCUUCAGAUGGUUUGAGUAUCUAAAGGAGACCAAGUCUGUGGCAGCUCCAGUGAACCUCUUCAACAAGAACGUCCCCAAUCACGGCUUCCGUCCGGGCAUGAAGCUGGAGGCUGUUGACCUCAUGGAGCCCCGCCUCGUGUGUGUCGCCACCGUGACCCGCAUCGUCCACCGGUUGCUACGGAUACACUUCGACGGGUGGGAGGACGAGUACGACCAAUGGGUGGACUGCGAGUCACCUGACCUGUACCCAGUGGGCUGGUGUCAGGUGACCGGAUACCAGCUGCAGCCGCCCGCUGUGAACACAGGCUCCAGAGAUCUGCAGUCAGCAGCAAACAAACAGAGGAAGAAAUCUCAGCAGUACAAAGGACAGAAGAAAAAGAGGAAGUUGCCCGUCGCUAAGCGCCCCGUCAGCCUCUCGGGCGCCGUGGUAACCGGUGUUCCCAGGAGCCUAUCAGGAGACGAGAAUGAGACUCCGCCCGACUACCCAUCACCCCCUCCUCCAGCCUCAGCAACCCAACCGACCACCACCGACCAGGACAGCAGCACCGAGGGCGGGGCAGGUUCUCAGGUGAAGGAGGAGAACGUUGGAGGUUCGGAUGCUCAGAGGACGGAAACAGAAGCCAACGGAUCUUCUGCUCAGUUUCAGUAGGAUUCAUCCAUCUUUCUUUGUCUGUCUACUGUGACACAAACAGUUUCACUCUGUCUGUUCAUUUCCUGAGAGCAAAAAACAGAACAACAGCCAAAAAAAAAGAAGCUGAAGAAGCAAAUUUGCUCUUCUUCUGGGAUUAGCAGGAAAAAAACCACAAGAAACUUUUCUGUUCUUCAACGCGAAGAUCUCGACCCGUGUUCGUGUUCGAAGGUCAGAACUGCGAUUAAAGUGAAACUGUGACGUCACGAUGAAUUCAUUUAAAAACACUGUGUGUUUGUGUUCAAGUGUGAAUGAUGACAAAGCAUCAAGAUGCCACGGAGAGAAAAACCAGCAACGGUAGCCUUGGCAGCUCGAUUUUCACUUCAGUUUCAGCUUCAGAGACUUGAGACGUGAGGCUGAAAUUCAAGUUUGAGUUAAUGUCCAAAACGACAAAAAAUACGACAUAAAUUGUCCAAAAUGCAAAAAAUUGGUCCAAAAUGACCCUAAAGUUGACCAAAAUGGUGGAAAAAAUGCAUAGAAUGACAGACAAAUGUCUGAAAUGACAAAAAAAACUUCAAAGAAUGUCUUGAAAGUCAUCCAAGAUGACUUGAGAAUUGUCUAAAAUGGCAACAGUUUGGUCCAGAAAGACACAAAAGUUGUACAACGUGAGUAAAAAAUGGUGCAAGAUGAACAAAAAAAAUGUCCCAAAUGGCUUGAAACUUGUCCAAAAUGAGAGAAACUUGUGUGAGUGUGAUUGGAUGAUGAAGCAUCAGGAUGCCAUGGAGAGAAAAACCAGCCAAUCAGAGCCAUGGCAGCUCGUCUUUCACUUCCUGGUUUCUGAUAUCAGAGUUGAAGGUGUGAAGCUGAAAUUCAGAUGGUUGGAGUUCAGCAGAGAAUUUGAUAGAAAGCUUAAAAUCACAUAAAUGUGAGAGAAGUUUGGUUGAAGGUGUUUUAUCAGAAUGUUUUCCUGAAUCACUUAAAGGCUCGUUCUGCUUUAUUUCUACCUGCUGUGUUUCACGAAAAGACAAAAGCUCCCUGGUUCUGACAUGAAUAAUUAAAAAAUGGUUUCAAUUUGAUGAUUAAUUGUCCAGAAUGACCGAAAAGUUGUUGAAAAAUUGUCUACUGGGAUGCAAAACUUCCAAGUCCAAAAUUAGCUAAAACCUGCUCAAAUUCACCAAAAAUGUGGAAAAUAAAAGAAAAUAUGUUAAAAUGUUUUCCAAAAUGACUGAAAACUUGCCAAAAACCCCAAAUUAAAAAGAAAUGUUCAAAAUGACAAAAAUCUUUCUGGAAUGACUCAAAAUUGGUCAAAAAUUAUUCAAAAAUACCUGCUUUUAUGUAGAUGAUGUGCUUCUGUUCCUCUCUUCCAAGUCCAAAAUUAGCUGAAACCUGCUCAAAUUCAUUCUUUCAUUCGGUGUGGAAAAUAUGUGAAAAUAUAUUCAAAAUGUUUUCCAAAAUGACUGAAAACUUGCCAUAAAAACUUCCCACCAAAUUGUCCAACAUGAUUUGAAACUUGUGUAUUUGUGAAAAUUGUCCAUAAUGGAACAAAGUUGGGCCAAUAAACUCAUUGGACAGAUAAAUGGAAACAGCAGCUGAAAUAAACCUGAACGAUCCUCUAAAGCUGAUUCAGUCGUUCGUUAAGAGUUUAUUAAACUGAAAUAAAUCCAGUUUAACAGUUCAGCAGCUACAAGAAUCUUUCAUUUACUAACUAUUGAUACCUCACAAAAAUUUUUAAAGGAAUGAAAAGAAGUUUUAGCUUUUAAAAGUGUGAAAACAAAAGGGUUUAAUUUGAUGUAACAGAUUAUUUCAAACAGUAGAAAGAUUAUAUUUGAUUUACAAAUGAAGAUGAUCAGAUUCUAAAAAAGUCUAAUUUAGCAAAACAGAUGUUUAACAAACUAAUAAAGUUGAUUUAUUCACAACUGUGGAGAUAAAAAAUAAAUCCAUUUCAAACUUUACAUUAUUAUACAAACAUAUAUUUAAUGUGCUUUAGUGGAUGAAAUGUAGUGAAGGUUUGUCGGUGAGUCAAAAGUGGAAAAAUGAAAAGUCCGUCUGUGAAGUUUUGUAUUAAACUGAAUUAACUGUACACAGCAGUGAAUGUUGGUGUUUGUUAGGAAGUAAAAAUACCAGAUUUACAGAGAAAACGGAUGAAAAACUAAACCUAAAAUGUUGACUUAGUCAGAAUAACUCACUGAAAUGUAAACUUACCUCUUGAUUUUGUUCUGAGCAUAUUUUAUUUGGUAAUUUUGACUUUAACUGUUUUCAUUUUUUAGUUAACCAAAAGAAUUCAAUUUUUUUAUAUAGCGCAGAUUCACAGCAUGUCAUCUCACAGUGCUUAGCAUAGUAAGGUACAGAGAAUGUCAAAUCUGUGCAAAAAAUACUCAAGUUGCCAAAAAUGGCUAAAGUUACGCUCAGAAAAUGACAAUAAAUUGUUCUGAAAUGGCUAAAAAAUUAACCAACAAAUGGUCCAAAAUCACAAAAAAUGAUCUAAAGUUCCCCAAAAGUUGUCUGCAGUGAAAAAAAAUACUUACAAUGACCCCAAAAUUGUCCUAUAUGACAAAAAUGUGGACCAAAGUGACUCAAAAAUAGUCAAAAAUUACAAAUAAAAUGGCAAAAAUGACUUUAAAAAUGGUUCAAGAUGACUUGAAAAGAAUCACAAAAAAUUUGCAACAAUAACUUAAAAAGUUAGUCAAAACUUGUCCAAAAUGACAAAAAAUCAUCCAAAGUGACUCAGAGAUUGUCUGCAGUGAUAAAAAAAAAUUUCAAAAAUGACUUUAAAACGUGUCAGGUUUUUUUUUUUUUUCAAAAGAUGCUCCACAGUCACUCAAAAAUCGUCUAAAAUUACAAAAAAAAUGUUAAAGAACUCAAAAUUUGUAAAUGAUAAAGACUGGCCGAAAUUACUAAAAUAUUUUGGAAUUUAUCAUGUUGAGUGUUACAGAAUUUUAUAUAAUUAUUUUUUUGUCUCUACAUAUUACCCCAGUAAUGCAAAAAAAGUUUGUUUUUACCGACCGAUGUCUAAUAAUUGAAUCAUUCUGACUCACUGUGCUGACUUUUUUGGUUCUUGUCAUGUCUGAAUUUUCUUCGGUUUAGUUUUUCCUGUUUCCACAUGAAUCUAAUCUGAAUGUUUGUUGUCUGAAGGCUUAAAAUCUGGUGUUUAAACUUGAGAACUCGAAGGUGUUUUAAACAGAACUUGGAACAUCUCAAACGCUGAACUCGUAGCUGUUUUUUAAAUUUCACUGCUGUUUUUACGUCGUCUGUUUUGGUGUUUGUCGUCUUUUUGUACGUGAAUCUACAAUAAUGUCAAACUGUCCUCUUUUUAUUCUGGUGCUAUCGAUAGAUGACAUAUAUAAAUCUAGAAAUCUACACAUUUGAUAAUGUUUUUAUGGAAUGACUUUGACAGAUUGUCCGUGACUGGUGGAAACGUUUUUGUAUCUGAACAAAAUGUGAGGACUCGAUGACUUUCCUCGUCGGUUUGUGGUGUUGUCGUGUUUUAUUGGUUUUCUGUGAGGUUUUAAACGGCAGCAUUUUCUUCCAAACUCUGAAAUAAUCUCUAAAGUUUGAAACCGAGAUGUCGCUGGUUGAUUUUUAUUAAAUCGUCUCAAGACAAAAUGGAAACUUUGACUGGGUCUGUCGCUUAAAUCACUUAAAGGCUCGUUCUGCUUUAUUUCUACCUGCUGUGUUUCACCAAAAGACAAAAGCUCCCUGAUUCUUUCAUGAAUCAUUAAAAAAUAGUCAGAGGUGCUUUCAGUUUGAUUAUUGAUCGCCCAAGAUGACAAAAAAUCGUCCAAAAUUCCUGAAAAUUUGUUGAAAAAUUGUCCACUGUGAUGAAAAACUUCCAAAUCUAAAAUUAGCUGAAACCUGCUCAAAUUCACCAAAAAUAUGGAAAAUAUGUUAAAAAUGUUUUCCAAAAUGAUUGAAAACUUGCCCAAAAUCCCCCUAAAUUGUCCACCGUGAUUUGAAACUUGUCCUUAAUGGAACAAAGUUGGUCCAAUAAAUGAUAAAUAUUUAAAUCAAUAGGAACUUAUUGGACAGAUAAAUGGAGACAGCAGCUGAAAUAAACCUGAAUGAUCCUUUAUACCGGACUCGGUCGCUCAUUAAGAGUUUAUUAAACUCAACCUAAAUGAAAAGUUUGACUAGGUCUGAAGUUUUGUAGACAAAAAAAGUCAAAAAUCAUAUACUGAAAUUAUCUUGGAAAGCAAGAUAAAUUGUUUUGACUGGAUCCAAAAAUUGAGACUUAAUUUAAGCGGGAAACAUGAGCUUGUUGUUUUUGAUCUGGUGGAAGAUCUUGUAACCAAAUCUAAACUACAAACAAAGUCAGAUCAGGUGUAAAAAAUCCAAGCUUGGAUCAAAUGGAGAUGGUUUCAGUCAAGAUUAUGGAUUUAUUUUCUUUAGAUUCAAGGUCGCGGAAAUGGGAUGAAGUCUAGAACUCUAGAGAUAAUCAAUGCAGAUUUGGUUCCCCAAUCAAGACUUGGACCAAAGAUGCAUCAGGUCUAAAAUGUUGUGGAGGGAAAAGAUUAUGAGUUUGAAUCAGAUUAAAAGUUUGGAGGUAAAUUAAGUUGGGAUUUUGGUGAAUUUUCUUAGAUUUGAGGUUCAGAUACUACAACUUUGGAGAUGAUGCAAUCAGUUUCAAGGUUCUGUAUCGAUAGAAACUAUCUCUCUUUGGUCUUGAGUUGGAUCUUUUUACUCGGAACGUAAACAAGCUCCAGAAAAGAUCAUUUUUCUUUUCUAAACGAUAUCAGAAAAAGUUUCUUGAGGAAACAGCGGCUGUUCUCGGCUUCUUCUGGCUGCGUUUAUUCACCGUUUACUUCUCUGAGCUACAGAACUCAUUUCAAAUUCAGCCAGUUAGCUUCAGUCGGAGAAUUUAAAUCUUGGUAAUUUAAAAAAACUAACUGAAAGGAGAAUUUUCAUCAAUAUUUUUUUUAAUGUGCCAACGAAGAAAAACCUGUAAUAUUGAAUGUUUUUGUCCCGCACUGAGUAACGAAAACCUGCCGACACUGUUCAUGUCCGUGUUGUUCACAUGACGUUUACUGAGCUCUGAUCAAAUGUUUCAAAGGUCUGUUUAUGUAUAGAUAAAGAUCUACAUACUGGAAACGUCUGACAAAAGAAAUGUAGUUCUGAUGUUUCAUGAAGCUUUUUUUAAAACAUUGUGCAAUUUUUGGCAGCAUGAUUGUGAAGAAAUGAUUACAUUUAAGUGUAAAAUAAAUGACUCACUUUACAUUUUUAUGCAAUAAAAUGGUAUAAAAGAAA
This is a messenger RNA of Acanthochromis polyacanthus (spiny chromis), 7479 nucleotides long. RefSeq names its product mbt domain containing 1 (gene mbtd1). The transcript is spliced from 18 exons. The coding region runs from base 64 to 2259 and encodes 731 amino acids. Gene Ontology annotation, molecular function: zinc ion binding. Gene Ontology annotation, cellular component: nucleus. Gene Ontology annotation, biological process: regulation of DNA-templated transcription. Lineage: Eukaryota; Metazoa; Chordata; Actinopteri; Pomacentridae. The record is from RefSeq and is a predicted model, not a curated record.